CAGGGGGAGAGGCACACUGCUCUGCUCACACUACAGCCGGGUGUGGCGCACACAGUGUAGUGAAACGAAAGUCCACACGUUUGUCUGUAUCAGUGUGAGUUCAGUGUUUGAUUGCAUCAUGGCUGAGUGGAAGAAGAAAUGUGAGGUGGAGUGGGGCCUGCAGGGAGCUCCGAUGCCGGACGGUCUGGACUGGAAGUCCACGUAUGAAGCCAAACCGCUGGGGAGGAACUUACUGAAGAACCCCUCACCUCACGGCGUGAGUAAGGACGAGCCUGAAUCAGAUGAAUCUGCUAUGGAUCAAAGGCCAAUGCGAGGACCUAUCCGAUUUGCUCCUGAAGGUGACUUCAUUGGCUGGACCACCAGUACAGAAACCAUCCCUGAAGACAGAAGUGGCAUCCCAGAGGGUGUUGUUAUCUGUUCAUCGAGUCGGUACAGCUGGUUCUCCUUGGUGCAGGUUGUGGACCUGAAGGCGGAGGGACUGUGGGAUGAGCUGCUGGAUAAGUUUCAACCUGAAAUAGUCAUCCAGGACUGGUAUCAGGACAGCCAGCUUCAGGAGCAGGUCUACGAGCUGCACGUGAAGUUACUUGGUGCAGAUAAAAGCAAGGUGAUCUCAGAGCGAUCCAUCCUGCCCACUGAAGACCGUAACGCUGAGUCAAAAACCUGGAAGGAGGUGUCACACGUGUUCUCCGGUUAUGGACCUGGGGUGAGAUAUGUCCACUUCCAGCACCGUCUGAAGAACAUGUCCAUGGAUGGGAUGGUGCGCGGGUUCUACGAAACGAAGUCCAGUGACAGCUCGGUGAUCGUCAAACCAACCAAAACCAGCUCCUAAUCCUGCUUAGAACUGCAGAGCAGAUAUACAGCUUACACAUUCAAUAUAACCAGCGUUAUCAACACUUAAUGCCUUUAAACCAGCUAUCCUUUGCUUUGUUUUAGUGCACUGAUGAAAAUUACAAACCGUGCCUUCAUCUGUGUUUUUAUAUGCUGCUUUUAUACAUUUUGUUAUCCUGAUUGAACGGAUUUUGCACUUCUUUAAAUUUAAUUUCUAAAGAUCUAUAUGGUGGUUUGUGCAAUAAAUAAACUUUUAAAUUCUCA
Molecule: messenger RNA, 1092 nt
Organism: Notolabrus celidotus (New Zealand spotty)
Lineage: Eukaryota; Metazoa; Chordata; Actinopteri; Labriformes; Labridae
Product: F-box only protein 50-like
Exons: 6
Coding region: 119-829 (236 amino acids)
Biological process (GO): glycoprotein catabolic process; SCF-dependent proteasomal ubiquitin-dependent protein catabolic process
Cellular component (GO): SCF ubiquitin ligase complex; cytoplasm
Molecular function (GO): ubiquitin protein ligase activity
Source: RefSeq, a predicted model, not a curated record